AUGUCUUCAUGGAUUGUGGAAAAGGGGAGUUUAAUAGAAUUGUUGCACUCAUGUUUAACAAACCUAUAUUAUGAUAUUCCAGAGGUUGCACCAUCGAAGUUAUCCGAGGAAGAACACAGUGACAUGUUUAUUUAUCCAAUUACUCGUUCGUUUCAUGGAUCUGAAAAGAAUAUACACUUAGAUUAA
Acaulospora morrowiae is the source of this 186-nucleotide messenger RNA. The record is from the annotation of a GenBank genome assembly. NCBI's taxonomy places the organism in Eukaryota, Fungi, Glomeromycota, Glomeromycetes, Diversisporales, Acaulosporaceae.